AUGUCCGUCUCUGUGUCAUUUGGCUCCACGCCGUCGACAUUUGACCGUCAGCGCGAACGUACUCCACCACAGCGGAACUCCAGCUCUGCGACGUAUCUUCCGCAAACUCUGGUGCUGGGCAUGUUCUUGAUUAUCUUUGGGGCGCAGAUCGCGGUUAAUAUUGCUCAGGUAAGACGAGUCCAGAGCCGGAGGCUUCGGGAGGGUGUUAGGAGGACUAUUGUGGUCAAUGGGCCAGAGUCGGGGCAUCAGGGGGGAGAAAUGGUAGUGGGGGAGGGGAGAGAUAGAGGCGAGGGAGCGAGCAGAGAGCCCGGUGAGGUCCCCGGAGGGCGUGCUGGGGAGCGUCUUGAAACUGGGGACGCUGGUUGA
Messenger RNA from Aspergillus chevalieri, 366 nucleotides. RefSeq lists its product as uncharacterized. NCBI's taxonomy places the organism in Eukaryota, Fungi, Ascomycota, Eurotiomycetes, Eurotiales, Aspergillaceae. The transcript has a single exon. The record is from RefSeq and is a predicted model, not a curated record. The coding region runs from base 1 to 366 and encodes 121 amino acids.